AUGUUAAUUUUUCCUCCCAAAAUAUUUACUAUUUAUUUUUUUAUUUUUUUAAUUAAAUUUUCUUUAAUUUUUGGAAGUGAUGAGGAAGAAAGAUUAAUGGUUGAUAUUUUCCGUGGCUAUAAUUCUUUAAUUUUGCCAAUGAGAAAUUCAAGCCAGCCACUUACUGUUAAAAUGGGGCUGCAACUUUUACUUUUAAUUAAUGUUGAUGAAAAAGAUCAAAUAAUGCAAUCAAAUGUUUGGUUAACUUUAAAAUGGCAUGAUUUUCAAUUGAAAUGGAAUCCAGUAAAUUAUGGAGGAGUUAAAGAUUUGCGUGUUUCUUUAGACAAAGUUUGGCUUCCAGAUAUUGUUCUUUUUAAUAAUGCUGACGGUAAUUAUGAAGUCUCUUAUAUGUCAAAUGUUGUUAUUCAAUAUAAUGGGGAUAUGCUUUGGGUACCCCCAGCUAUUUAUAAAAGUUCCUGUAUUAUUGUUUGCCAUUUAAUUUUUGGUUCUUGGACGUAUAAUGAAAAAGAAAUUAAAAUGGAUUUUGAUAAAUCAGCCGGGAUAGAUUUAUUAGAAUAUGGAGAAUCUAAAAUAUGGGAUGUUGUUGGAGCCCCAGCAACAUUAGUCAAUCAACGUUCCAGAAUUGAAUAUCAGCUUAGAUUACGUCGAAAAGCUCUUUUUUAUACAGUUGUUUUAAUAAUUCCAACAGUUUUAAUGGCCUUUCUAUCAAUGGCAGUAUUUUUUUUACCAACAGAUUCUGGGGAGAAAAUGACUUUAACUAUUUCUGUUCUUCUUUCUAUUGUUGUAUUUUUACUUCUUGUUUCAAAAAUAUUACCUCCAACAUCAUCUACAAUUCCUUUAAUGGCUAAAUAUUUACUUUUAACUUUUGUUUUAAAUGUUAUUACUAUUUUGGUUACUGUAAUUAUUAUAAAUAUUUAUUUUCGGUCUCCAAUAACUCAUCAAAUGCCUGGAUGGGUUCGCUCUGUUUUUCUCAAAUUUAUUCCUCGAUUACUUUGUAUGCGCCGACCAAGAAGACAUCCAAUAGUUUAUAGACAUGCUGCUGGUUUUGGUUCUAAACUUGCCCGUUCAGGACAUACAAUUUCAAUAAAUAAUGGAAUAACCGGGAAUUCCUCAGCUAGAGGAUUGGCUUCAGCUGCAGCAGCAAUUCUGCCAGGGAUUGGUCGUUUUGCCUUAACAGGGCCUUCAAGACAUCAUCCACAUUGUAUGGAAAGUAAUGAUCAAAUAGAGAUGUCUUCUCGAGAAAUUAGUGGAAAUUGGAAUAACAACAGAGAAACAAGGGAAAUAUCUUCUGAAGCUUUUCCUUUAAGUUCUGAUGCUAUAAGGGCAAUUAAAGCAAUUGAUUAUAUUACUGAUCAUUUAAGAAAAGAAGAGGAACAUAAAACUCAUAGAGAUGACUGGAGAUAUGUUGCAAUGGUUAUUGACCGACUUCUUUUAUUAAUCUUUUUUGGCAUAACUUUGGGUGGUACUUUAGGCGUUUUACUUUCUGCUCCCCAUGUUUUCGAAUCGGUUGAUCAGAGAGCAGUUCUUAGACGUCUUGUUCAGCUUUAUCACAGUGGAGGGCAACUUUUCUGA
Meloidogyne enterolobii is the source of this 1572-nucleotide messenger RNA. The record is from the annotation of a GenBank genome assembly. NCBI's taxonomy places the organism in Eukaryota, Metazoa, Nematoda, Chromadorea, Rhabditida, Meloidogynidae.